CCAGCAGCUGUCACGUUGCAGAGUGGAGCUAUCUCUGUAGCUGGUGUGUGCUGUCGUUGUUCAUUGAAUGUGCACAGCCAUGUCCAGGAUAUUAAUUGUUGGUGCUGGGCUAACAGGAAGCCUGUGUGCUUACCUUUUAAGGAAGGAACUGGCCUCCAAACUGCAGCUUGUGAUAUGGGAUAAAGCCAGGGGAGCAGGAGGACGGAUGUCCACCAGCCGAUCUCCAUCUGAUCCAAGCUGUACUGCUGAUUUGGGAGCUCAGUACAUCACAGUCACGCCAGAUUAUGCCCAGAAACACAAAAUAUUUCACGAUGAUCUAUUGGCUCAUGGCAUUCUAAAGCCGUUACAUGCUGUGGUAGAAGGAAUGGUGAUGAAAGAUGGCUCUUAUAAUUUGGUUACACCUCACGGAGUCUCUUCCAUAGUCAAACAUUACCUCAAAGAAUCAGCAGGUGCUGAUAUCUACUUUGAACGCCAUGUUACGCACAUAAAUCUUCAGGGUGACAAAUGGGAGGUGUAUAGAAAAUGUGGUUCUUCUGAAGCUUUCGAUGCAGUGGUUCUCACCAUGCCUGUUCCACAGAUAUUGCAGAUACAGGGAGACAUUGCAAAAUUAAUUAAGGAAAAGCAAAGGCAGCAACUGGAAACUGUAAUCUACUCCUCUCGCUAUGCCCUUGGUCUGUUUUACGAAGCUGGCACCCAGAUUGAUGUCCCAUGGGCAGCAAAGUACAUCACCGAUAAUCCCUGCAUACGCUUCAUCUCCAUUGAUAAUAAGAAGCGCAAUGUAGAGUCCUCAGACGUUGGACCUUCACUUGUUGUCCACACCAGUGUUCCAUUUGGAAUUAACCAUCUAGAAGAAGAAAAGGAAACUGUUCAGCCACUCAUAUUGAAGGAACUUUAUACCAUAUUACCCAAUCUUCCAAAACCCAUAGACAUCAAGUGUCAGAAAUGGAGAUACUCUCAGGUUACUGAAUCCUUCCCGGAGUGUCCUGGACGGAUAACUCUACACAGCAAGCCUUUGCUCCUGUGUGGAGGAGACGGAUUUACACAUUCUAACUUUGACGGAUGUACAGAGUCAGCUCUACGGAUUGCAGAAAUGUUAUCAUCUCAAUUAUGAUAUUGGCACAAGAGUUUUUUUUUUAUGUACACUCUAGUUAUGUAAUACUAUAAAUCUUUGCUGGUGGACAAUA
Molecule: messenger RNA, 1184 nt
Organism: Pelobates fuscus (common spadefoot toad)
Lineage: Eukaryota; Metazoa; Chordata; Amphibia; Anura; Pelobatidae
Gene: RNLS
Product: renalase, FAD dependent amine oxidase
Exons: 7
Coding region: 68-1111 (347 amino acids)
Cellular component (GO): extracellular region
Molecular function (GO): oxidoreductase activity, acting on NAD(P)H
Source: RefSeq, a predicted model, not a curated record